Messenger RNA from Limanda limanda (common dab), 5359 nucleotides. It is a transcript of the gene sh3rf1, whose product is annotated as SH3 domain containing ring finger 1. The transcript has 12 exons. The record is from RefSeq and is a predicted model, not a curated record. The coding region runs from base 396 to 2990 and encodes 864 amino acids. Gene Ontology annotation, molecular function: protein binding. Lineage: Eukaryota; Metazoa; Chordata; Actinopteri; Pleuronectiformes; Pleuronectidae.
GCGUAACUAGCAUGGCGCUCACUGCGGUCGGAGUUGCGUUGUGUCGCCUGUGUGCUUAUCACUUGUGUUUCCCCUUAACUACAUGACAGGCGCGUGUUUACAGUCCACGUCGUGCGUGUCCAAAGACUACACAACAGUAUUUGUGAGUUGAAUCCUCCAGGUAAGUGCUCAGCAAGAGUCCAGGUAGCUCGCUAACUAGUAACGUUAGCAGGGAGGCAAAAACAUUGGGAGAUACGGAGCAACAAGAGGAGGAGUCCUGGUUUUGAAGAGCUGAUGCAGAUGCCAUGGCCAUAGCCGAGGUAUGGGUGUGACGUGACAGUGCUGCUCCUGCUUCCAAACAACAACCUUAUCUGCACCAUGUUUUGCUGCUGAAGUCGAGGCAGAACACACAGAGAAUGGACGAGUCAGUCUUGUUGGAUUUGCUUGAGUGCCCCGUUUGUCUGGAGCGGCUGGACGCCACGGCAAAGGUCCUUCCCUGUCAGCACACCUUCUGCCGAAGAUGCCUCCAAGGUAUUCUAGGCUCACGUGGAGAGCUGCGUUGCCCAGAGUGCCGGACAUUGGUGGAGUGUGCUGUGGAUGAACUCCCCAGCAACAUACUCCUUGUGCGCCUUUUGGAUGGCAUCAAGCAGAGGCCUCGUCGGGCCGGUCCAGGGGUUGGAGCCUGCACAAAUGGUACAUCCGGAGCCGUGGCCAGAGCACACGUCAGAGACCAGGGCUCCAGGGACCAGGGGACUCCAGGAGCACAACCCCAGAGAGCUCAGACGAAGAGCCCCCUUGUCCGUGGUGUACCCCAGCUCCCAUGUGCCAAGGCUCUUUACAACUACGAUGGCAAGGAACCAGGAGACCUCAAGUUCACCAAGGGCGACAUAAUAAUUUUGCGCCGGCAAGUGGAUGAGAACUGGUACCAUGGAGAAAUGGGAGGAGUCCACGGUUUCUUCCCCACCAACUUCGUCCAGGUCAUCAAGCCGCUGCCACAACCACCACCUCAGUGCAAAGCUCUGUAUGACUUUGAGCUCAAAGACAAGGAGGCAGACAAGGACUGUCUGCCCUUCUCCAAGGAUGAUAUCCUGACUGUGAUCCGCAGAGUGGAUGAAAACUGGGCAGAGGGAAUGCUGGGAGAUAAAAUUGGAAUAUUUCCCAUCUCAUAUGUUGAGUUCAACUCUGCGGCUCGUCAGCUUAUAGAGUUGGACAAGCCAUCAGACUCCAGUGCAGACUCUGGUGAGGGGGCCUCCUCUGGGCCCCAGAGCAAUGGUGCCCAGCGUGCAGGGGAGAAGAAGAACAGCAAAAAGCGACAUUCCUUCACUUCUCUCACCAUGUCCCACAAACCCAUGCUAGCUCCGCCCCCUCAGCGUCACUCCAUGGAGAUUAGUGGGCCUGUCCUCAUCAGCUCCAGUAACCCCACAGCAGCCGCCCGGAUCGGAGAGAUCAGCGGGGGGCUUUCCUGCAGCGCACCUUCACAGGUACACAUUUGCACAACUGGACUUAUCGUGACCCCACCCCCCAGCAGUCCUGUUACUACAGCAACUGUCUUCACAUUUCCCUCCGAGACGAGCUACAGUUCCAUCCCUGUGGAUGCUCUCCCACCACCCCCACCUCCUCCCCCACAAUCCUGUGCCGGUGGAGCAGCAUUUUCAUUGGCUGCCGGACAGAGACCCUCCCCAAGCAUAAGUGACCAAAGUGGGAGACAAAGACCCACAGUCUAUGUGGCAAUGUUCCCCUACACUCCUCGUAAGGAGGAUGAGCUGGAGCUGAGGAAGGGAGAGAUGUUCCUAGUGUUGGAGCGCUGUCAGGACGGCUGGUUCAAGGGCACUUCCAUGCACACUGGCAAGAUUGGAGUUUUCCCUGGGAACUACAUGAGUCCAGUCAGCAGGACCACGUCAGGGAGCACUCAGCCUAAAGUGCCCAUGAGUCUGUGCACUCAGGCUGGCAGAGGGGUCACCAUCGUCAGCCCCUCUCCUGCUCCCCUCGGGGCCAUUGUCCCCGGACCUGACUUCAACAAACCCCUCACUGUGUGCUCCAGCGCUGUACCUGCCAACUCCCAACCUGCAGCCGUGGUAACAGCGGCUCAGACAGCCACAGGGCAACAGCCGAAGGUCCCAUUGCAUGUCAACUCCCAGAUGACUGUGAAUCAGGCACGCAACGCUGUCAGGACAGCCGCAUGUCAGAGUCAGGACCGGCCCACAGCAGCAGUGACACCAAUCCAGUCUGGGACGCCUGUAGGCUACCUUCCCCACCUUGCUGUGUGUCCGCAGCCCUCCCCUUGCCCAGCCCAAGGCUGUACCCGGGCUGGGGUGACAAUGGGCUGCGCUGCUGCUUCUCUUACCCCACCCAACGUCAGUGCUGCAUCCCUGGAGGGUGACGCUUUGAGACCAGUACCUGCCCUCACUGUGCCUGUCGGCCCCGGGAACGGCUCUGCUUUUAAUCCUGUGUCUAAUAAUGCAGCAUUUGCAUGCAGACUGGACAAGGAUGUCAAGAGGGAGAAGAAAAGUCUUCUAAAGCUUUUGUCGUCCAAUAAGAAGAAGUCUCGUCCUUCACCACCCUCCUCUCCUACGCUUGAGGCGGAACAGACUGCAGCUGGAGAAGCACUACAUGGCGCUGUGGGGCAUGACACCCCCCCUCCCUCCAGUUCUGUCAGCUGCCUCGAUACUGAACCUUCUGCUGCUGCUGUUGCUUCCGCCUCGUCAUCCUCCUCAGUCCCAGAGUCCUCCCAUCGGAAGUGCAGUCCUCUCGAUGGAUGUGCCCCUAUAGCUCCUCCCCCUCGCCAGCCAUGCUCCUCCCUUUCAUCUCAGCAGCAUGACGCACGGCCCAUCAUAUGUGAGAGGUACAGGGUGGUGGUGUCGUAUCCUCCCCAGAGCGAGGCUGAGCUGGAACUUAAGGAGGGCGACAUUGUGUUUGUUCACAGGAAGAGAGAGGACGGCUGGUUCAAAGGCACGCUGCAGAGGAACGGCAGGACCGGGCUGUUCCCCGGCAGCUUUGUAGACAGCAUCUAAUAAAAACACUACAGUGAACCACAGACACCGACAUGAGCCAGCUGAUCACUGCUUUCAAUCCGUCAUCGUUUAAACCAAACAGAACAGCAGUCUCAUGGUGGCUGGGACGGGACCCUGAUCAGACUGACGCUGCACAGAGUCCACUGUGGCUCCGGUCACUGCAAGAACAUGAGAGACACAUGUAUGAGAACUACAGAGGAGGACAGGACAUGUUGUUAAAUGAAAUCAAAGUGGACAGAGUUAGAGGAGAACACACAACUCAUGAACUUUUCCCUUUUUUGUUGGUUAUUUAUAUCUUUGUUAACAAUUCAGCUGUUAUAUGUGUGCCUUGUACUGUUCCUCACUUUAUUGUACAUACGGACACAAAGAUGAUUAGUCCUAAAACAACCGAUAUGAGCUGUUGAUAUAGAUAUGUUACACAUUUUAACUUAUUUCAUAGGCCUUUUGUAGUGCAACACGUUAAGGGGUUAAACUGGCACGUGCCUUAUACCAUAUUCCACCACAUCAGUUCUACUUUUCUCCAUUACACUACUGAUACAGGUUUUACUAUGAUUUCAGACUGUCAGCAGGAAGGAGAAGGUACAGUGAAACCAGACACAGCAGAGCGAAAACAAAUGAGUGUCAUCACUUGUGCUGCAUAAUAGGAAAAAGGAUACUUUCCCCUGUUCCAGAGGCAUUACCUUAACCAGAGGAUCAUAAUAGAGAGCCGCUGUAUUGCACAUUGAUUACACAAGCUAAAGUUGCACUUGGAAAAGAAGUUUCCUCGGGGCAAUCGCAGGCCUCCACUUUCUCUCCUGGUGUGGCUGAGGCAGAAUUGCCAGGGACUGUUACCUGCAGUGAUCAAAUAUUUGCAUGUGAUAUUAGCAAAGCCCUCUGCGGCAGGGCUUUUUGAAGUUGCUUUCUCAAUAUGCCAAGAACACACUCGAAAUAGAGUGCAGGCAGGUGUUUCUUUCUUUGUACCCUGACCGGAGUAGCUGCUCCCCUAACCUCUCGGCAAUAGCCAAACCCAGACGUGGCUCUUCAGCCCAAGAGUUACAUAACAUUUCAGUAGCGGCGCACAACAGAUUAUUUUCAUUGUAUAUUUAUGUUUCUUACAAAUUCCACAGAGGCUGACACCUGCUGCUCUUAGAAAGUCUCAUAUAACUAACGUGGACACGCAGUGGCCCUUCAGCAACCUCUCCGCCUUUAUACACUAUAACCCAUUCCUAAUGUGAUUCAUGGCAGUAAAAACACAGCGAGCUUAAGCACAAUGUUUGCCUGAAGUAACAUAUCAUUUCAUCCCUCCACAGAAAGAGGUGUGUCAUAUCUUGAAAGGUACAAUUUGUAUUGAAAUCAAUCACUUUGACCCCCUUGAUUUUUUUUAAAUUUGAAUGUUAUUUUUGCUGUUGGGGAUAGUUGUACAUUUCAUCUAUACAGAGCCUUUAAUGUUGUGUUGUAUUCACUUGAAUUACUGUACGAUUUCUCUGUGAUUAGAGGGGAUUUGGUCGUAGUUUUGGUGCUUGUUAAACAAAAAUAAUGGUCAGUUUUAGGAAAUAGUAUGAAAAGUUAGUUUCAUCAAAGAAUAUGUCACGACAUAAUUUAUAUUUUCCUUUUGAUUGGUAUCAUUAAUGAUUGCCGUCUCACUGACUUUAAGUCGUAUGAAGUCUGGGAGCGUAUUUAAACCCUUUAGAGUCGAGGCAAUCACUGAAUUGUGCCAAAUUUGGAUUUGAGAAUCGAUUUGAUGACUGAAUUGGACCCAGAAUUUUAAGUGUGUUUUGUGUCAUAUGUUGUUAAUUAAGGGGGACCACUGUGUAACUGACUGCUGGAAUAUGUUGUAGUGUGUGUAAAGUUUGGAGAGAGUUUGGAAAAGGAUGGUACAAAUCACUGUUAGGGCCUUCUUAGUGUCUCUGAGUUGGUACAUGAGUAGAAUUACCUUGAUGUAAUCUUGUUGUCUUGGCACUCACCUCACCAACCUCAGGCUCUGCGCUGAAACUGCUCCUCUGAGUGUCUUUUCAUUUCACUGGUAAGCCUUCAAUAUACACAUCAGACUUACUGCACAGAACAUUUCUAAUCAAAGUGACUUCUCAUCUAUGUUUUUAAUGCAUAGGCAGCACACACUUAAAACAUUACUGCAGUUAUUUCACUAUAUUUUCAUUUAUUGGAACAUAAGGCAACUUCGCCUGAUUCAACUUAACAGAUUUUCCUCAUGCCAAGGUGGCUUACUUGAUUCUUUUUUUGUCUUUAGUUAGUCUAUUGUAUGUUUUGAAAAUGGUGAAACUGACAUCAAUCUAUUUGUCACAGGUCUAUGUGAAAACAUUCUGAAGUAUUUGAGGGAAUAGCACAUUUUGUAAAAAUCUAUAACAAUUAAAGCUAAUGGUUUCCUUAAUUCA